CAAUGAACAAACUUUAAAAUCACGGUUCAAAACCUUUCAAGUCAAAAUUUCAAUCAAAUCAUCUAACCAAAAUCUUAUUGACGUUAUGAUAUGCGUAAAGUUGUUUAAUUAAAAAUAUUUAAUUCUAAAUCAUUGAUAUUAAUAAAAGACGGUAGGGGAGAAAUUUAAAGUCUGUAGGUUUAGGGUUCAAGAUAUGGAUAAAAUAAUUACUUUAGAAGAAGUUAAGAAGCACCGGCGGAAAAACAGCGUAUGGAUAGUUAUCCACAAUGAUGUUUAUGAUGUAACAUCAUACCUAGAAGAGCACCCUGGUGGGGAAGAUGCUUUGUUAGAAGUAGCUGGUCAAGAUGGUACACAAGCCUUUGAAGAUGUUGGCCACAGUGAUGAUGCCAGGGAGAUACUAAAGAAGUUCAAGAUUGGAUCACUGCCAGUAGAACAGAAAUCAACAUUCCUUCACACAUGUUGCAAAGUGAAGCGUAAACAAAGCCGUUCCCAACACAGCUCAGAAUGUUCUAUGUGCUCAAGCGUCAGCUGUCCAAAUGUACCUCAUACGGAUAAAGAGGAAAAAACAUGGCGGACAUUCGACGGAUCUCCUUCAAGUGAUCGGCUUGACAGGAGAUACGAAAAGUCAAGCGGGCCCACUCUUCCCACUAGUCCGUCCGUAGAAAGAAGGGUACAAUCUGUUGUCGUCCCACGCGAAAGGCGUAGGAUACGAAGGAAACCCACCCCACCACCACCUCCUAGUUCCUCACUGAAAUGGGCCGUAUUAGCGUUGGCUGGUGCAAUCGUAAUAGGCUUUGUCAUUAAGAAGGCGUUGGCUAAGUAAAACUACGGGACCAAUCGAUAAGUUAUCAAAGUGGCUGUUUUAGAUAUACAAAUACACCUGUAGUUCUACUAGUUUUAAAAAGAAUCUUCUAACAUGUGCGUAAGAAGUCUUUAAAAUGGU
Molecule: messenger RNA, 943 nt
Organism: Pieris napi
Lineage: Eukaryota; Metazoa; Arthropoda; Insecta; Lepidoptera; Pieridae
Product: cytochrome b5-like
Exons: 10
Coding region: 194-823 (209 amino acids)
Cellular component (GO): membrane; intracellular membrane-bounded organelle
Molecular function (GO): heme binding
Source: RefSeq, a predicted model, not a curated record